CACAAAGCAAAGAGAAAAGAACGUACAACAAGAAAGUUAAGGAAAAACUAUAGCAAAUUUGUCUUUAUUUAAAAAAAGGCGAUAAAACGUGAAGUGAAUUGUUUUUAAUAAAUUGUACAUAGAACGGAGUGAAUAAAAUUAACUUAAUUAUUUUAAUUUAAUAUAAAUCAAACACAGACACACUCAAUAUGAGAUUAUUUGUCUUAUUGGCUGUAGUGGCCUUUGUUGGCCUGUCUCUUGGAGACGAGAAAAAGGAUAAGGAUAUUGGCACAGUCAUUGGUAUUGAUUUGGGUACCACCUACUCAUGUGUUGGUGUAUACAAAAACGGUCGUGUAGAAAUUAUUGCCAACGAUCAAGGUAAUCGUAUUACUCCCUCUUAUGUUGCCUUUACUGCCGAUGGUGAACGUUUGAUUGGUGAUGCUGCCAAGAAUCAAUUGACCACCAAUCCUGAAAAUACCGUAUUCGAUGCUAAACGUUUGAUUGGUCGUGAAUGGAAUGACAACCAUGUUCAACAUGAUAUUAAAUUCUUCCCCUUCAAGGUUAUUGAAAAGAACUCGAAACCCCAUAUUGCCGUCGAAACAUCUCAAGGUAAAAAGGUCUUCGCUCCUGAAGAAAUCUCCGCUAUGGUUUUGGGUAAAAUGAAGGAAACCGCUGAAGCCUACUUGGGCAAGAAGGUUACUCAUGCUGUUGUCACUGUACCCGCUUACUUUAAUGAUGCUCAACGUCAAGCUACCAAGGAUGCUGGCGUCAUUGCUGGUUUGAAUGUUAUGCGUAUCAUUAACGAGCCCACAGCCGCUGCUAUUGCUUACGGUUUGGACAAGAAGGAGGGUGAAAAGAAUGUGUUGGUCUUCGAUUUGGGUGGCGGUACCUUCGAUGUAUCCUUGUUGACCAUCGAUAACGGUGUCUUUGAAGUAGUUGCCACCAACGGUGACACUCAUUUGGGUGGUGAAGAUUUCGAUCAACGUGUUAUGGAUCAUUUCAUCAAGUUGUACAAGAAGAAGAAGGGCAAGGAUAUCCGCAAGGACAACCGUGCUGUUCAGAAAUUGCGUCGUGAAGUUGAAAAGGCUAAGCGUGCCUUGUCCAGUGCCCAUCAAGUUCGUAUUGAAAUUGAAUCGUUCUUCGAAGGUGAUGACUUCUCCGAAACUUUGACUCGUGCCAAAUUCGAAGAAUUGAACAUGGAUUUGUUCCGUUCCACUUUGAAACCCGUACAAAAGGUAAUGGAAGAUGCCGAUAUGAACAAAAAAGAUGUCCAUGAAAUUGUUUUGGUUGGUGGUUCCACCCGUAUUCCCAAGGUACAACAAUUGGUUAAAGACUUCUUCGGUGGCAAGGAACCUUCUCGUGGCAUUAACCCCGAUGAAGCUGUUGCUUAUGGUGCUGCUGUCCAAGCUGGUGUACUCUCUGGUGAACAGGAUACCGAUGCCAUUGUCUUGCUCGAUGUCAACCCAUUGACCAUGGGUAUCGAAACUGUCGGCGGUGUAAUGACAAAAUUGAUUCCUCGCAACACUGUCAUCCCCACCAAGAAGUCUCAAAUCUUCUCCACUGCUUCUGAUAACCAACACACUGUCACCAUUCAAGUAUUUGAAGGUGAACGUCCCAUGACCAAAGAUAACCAUUUGUUGGGUAAAUUCGAUCUUACUGGCAUUCCUCCAGCACCUCGUGGCAUUCCACAAAUUGAAGUCAGUUUCGAAAUUGAUGCCAACGGUAUCCUCCAAGUAAGUGCUGAAGAUAAGGGCACCGGCAACAAGGAAAAGAUUGUGAUCACCAACGAUCAAAACCGUCUCACCCCCGAAGACAUUGAGCGUAUGAUUGGUGAUGCUGAGAAAUUCGCCGAUGAAGACAAGAAACUUAAAGAAAAGGUUGAAUCUCGCAACGAAUUGGAAUCUUAUGCCUACAGUCUUAAGAACCAAAUCGGCGAUAAGGAAAAACUCGGUGCUAAAUUGAGUGAAGACGAAAAGGUUAAAAUGGAAUCCGCCAUCGAUGAAUCGAUUAAAUGGUUGGAACAAAACGCCGAUGCUGAUCCCGAGGAGUACAAGAAACAAAAGAAAGACUUGGAAGCCAUUGUCCAACCUAUCAUUGCUAAAUUGUAUCAAGGCGCUGGUGGUGCUCCACCCACAGACGGUGAAGACAACGAGGACUUGAAGGAUGAACUGUAAAUUGUUGUCGUAUAAUUGUCGUUCGGCGAUUUAAGUUCUAGUUCUAGUUUAGUUGUAGUUCGCAGUUUAGUUAAAAUGAAACAAACAAGCAGACUGAUACACAUUUAAUAAAUCGUAAAAUAUAUUUGUGUUAAUUUCAAAAACAAAAAGAAAAAACAUUAAAACAAAAUAUUUAUUACAUCAAAGACAACAA
Messenger RNA from Calliphora vicina (urban bluebottle blowfly), 2346 nucleotides. RefSeq names its product heat shock protein 70 cognate 3 (gene Hsc70-3). Bases 189 to 2153 code for a protein of 654 amino acids. Gene Ontology annotation, molecular function: ATP-dependent protein folding chaperone; ATP binding. Gene Ontology annotation, biological process: endoplasmic reticulum unfolded protein response. Lineage: Eukaryota; Metazoa; Arthropoda; Insecta; Diptera; Calliphoridae. The transcript has 3 exons. The record is from RefSeq and is a predicted model, not a curated record. Gene Ontology annotation, cellular component: nucleus; endoplasmic reticulum lumen; endoplasmic reticulum chaperone complex.